Molecule: messenger RNA, 1939 nt
Organism: Cannabis sativa
Lineage: Eukaryota; Viridiplantae; Streptophyta; Magnoliopsida; Rosales; Cannabaceae
Exons: 2
Coding region: 1496-1939 (147 amino acids)
Source: RefSeq, a predicted model, not a curated record
GUUGUAUUUAUGUAUUUUUCUUUUAUUUUUUUUUUUAUUAUUUUCGAAUCUAAUUUUUGUAAUUUGUAAUCUCUCUCACCUCAACUGUUCAUCUUCUUCCCCAUUUUCAGUUUGCUUAGACGGUUGUAAUAGUGGGUAGUUUUUUCAUUUUAAAAAAUUUCAAAUCCCAUCCCACUAUCUUAAACUUCCCUCUCAUUUUCCCUCCCAUUUUUAUUAUUUUUGUCUAUAAAUACCUUCAUAGUUCUUCAUAAUGGCCGUUACUCGUUCAUCACCAUCUCCGGCCAAAGUUACAAAACCCACAAAACAAUCGCAGAAAACCAGACCCAAAUCAAAAAUGGGUAAAAAAAAUCUGAAAGAGAACCCUCCUAGCCCCACUUCCCCUUCUGUUAAAAGAAAAACCAUUGCUGGACCUUCGAAGAACACUCGAGGAAAAAGACCUCGAACUGUUGUUGAAAAUUCAGACUCAGAUUUUGAGUUGGAUUCUGAAUUUCUUAAGUCGCCUGUUUCUGUUAAGGUAUUUUACUAUUUAUCUGUUGUUGUUUUUGAGGUUUUUUGUUUUUUUGUUAAAUUCGAUAUUUGAAGUUCAUAUAUCUGGGUAUUUGUUUGUUUUUGUUUAUGUAUUUGUAAUUGUUUUAUAUAUCUUGUUCGAUUUAUUUAUGUGUUUUUGUUAAUUUUUUAUUUGUUGUUUUGUUGGUGUUGUUAUUUUUUAUUUUAGGGCAAGGGUAAAUCCCCUGUGAAGGUGUUGCCAUCAUCAGGUGUUUCUGAAGAAAUUCCUGUUAAUAUGAUUGUUGAGGUUUGUCAUGUUAUGCAUUCUGUUCUAUGUUUUUUUGUUGUUUUUUUGUUGUUGUUAUUUUCGUAGUGUUUUUUGGUGUUUUAUCAGUGUUUUCAUUGUUCUGUUUUUUAGGAUUGGGAAUGCAAGUACACUCGAUCUCAAUUUUAUCAUUCUAGAGUAGUAACAUCUGGUUAUUACUCUGUACUUGGUGACAUUAAGAGAAUUUUAACUGAAAGCCAAUUGGAAAUUUUUUCAAAAUCUGUGUUUGGUUAUUUUCUUCGAAUUCCUAAGUACAUAAUUCAUUACCAAUUGCUUCAUUGUUUGCUGUUGAGGGAGGUUCAGCAGCCUAAUGGGUUGGAGUUUUGGGUUUGUGUCCAAGGGAAAUACCUUAGGUUUAGUAUCGAAGAGUUUGUGUUGGUCACGGGGUUAGAUUGUCAUGUUGAUUCUGAUUUUUAUCAGUUUAAGCAAGAUGAUAAUGAAUUGGUCAAAUCUUGUUUUAAGGGGUACAAAAAAAUUACCAAGGGUGCUAUUCAGACUGCUUUUAUUGCUGACAAUCUUAAGGAUAACGACGAUCUUGCAGUCAAGUUGGCUGUAUUGUAUUUUGUGCAGUGUUAUUUGUUAGGUGGUCCCCCUGGUAAAGUUGUUUCGUCUGAGGAAAUAGAUGUUGUGGAUAGUGGUCGAUAUAAUGAAUUUGGGUGGGGCAAGCAUUGUUUUGAUAUCACUAUGCAUUCUUUGAAGGGUAAGAUAGAUUCUGGUUAUAAGAGGGUAGUUCGUAGUGACGAGGAUGGUGGGUAUUACAGGUUAUUGGGUUUUCCUUUGGCUAUUCAAUUCUGGUUUUUCGAGUGUUGCCCGUAUGUUAUUGGGAAACUAUCCUUGUACUCAAAUGUUGGCAUUCCAAGGAUUUUGAAUUGGCCUAAAUUACCCAAGGACAAGGAGGGUAUGGUGAAAAUGGAUGUCAUGAACACCCUCAUUUUCGAUCGGUCUUUGAAAGAGUUAAAAUUAAGAAACCUCACUCCAACUUCCGUUGAGAGAUUGAGUUUGAGCCUCACUGAUUUUUUCUCUGGUGAGACUACUCCCAGAAAUUUUGUGAAAUUCAAAAUUAAAGGUGGUUCCAAGCCCGCCGGUCAACUCGGCUUGAUGGGUUCUUCUUCAUCAACUCGCUCAUGA